This is a messenger RNA of Dictyostelium purpureum, 1056 nucleotides long. RefSeq lists its product as uncharacterized. The transcript has a single exon. The record is from RefSeq and is a predicted model, not a curated record. Bases 66 to 956 code for a protein of 296 amino acids. NCBI's taxonomy places the organism in Eukaryota, Evosea, Eumycetozoa, Dictyosteliales, Dictyosteliaceae.
AUAUAAUAAAAAAUAAUUUUUCACAUUUGUACAAUAAAUAAUAAAAUAGUAAUAAUAAAAUAAAAAUGAAUAGAGUAAAAGGAUUGUUUUAUUUCUUUUUUAUAGUAUUGUUUAUUUCAAACUAUGUAGAAUGUUUUAAUUAUCAAGAAAUUCAAUAUAAUAACAAUAUGUGUGAAGGAGCAUUUGUUUUCAAUAUUAAAACUACACAAUGUUCUAAUCAUGGCUACAUUAAAAAAGUAAAUGAAACUAUUGUAAUGGUUAUUCCAAUUAAAAGUAGCGAGGAAUGUGUCGAAACCAAUGAUGGCUCACCAAAACCAGUAACCUCUCCAUCACCAACCCCAUCUGAAAAUAACUCUACAAAUAGCUCAAACAGUCACAACAGCACCUCAAGCGAUUUAAGCUCAAAUAGCCUCGAUAGUAAUAGUACAAUUGACUCCAAUUCUACCGAAACUCAUAAUUCAAAUAAUACAUCAAGCGACAAUGGAUCAACAACAAAUGAACCAUAUGAACCACCAAAAUACUACAAACUCAAUCAAUGCAAUGUAUUGCCAGAUGGUACAAGUGUUUUUGUUUCACUCCAAGAAGAAUCAGAAGAACAUCCAUAUAAAGAAAUGAAUUAUUGCAAUGAUAUUGAAUUAUUGGAUAACAACUGUGACUAUGCAAAAGUUAGAACAUACAAUAAUUUUACCUGUAUUUCAACCGGGAAGAAUGAAAAGGGUGUAGCUCAAUUUGAAAGAAUCAGCUGUAGAGCAAAUCUCCAAUCAAUUGAUUAUGACUAUUGUUUACAUGAUUGUUCAAAUGUAAACUGUAAUUAUAACUAUACCAAAACCUCUGGAGUUGUAUUAUGCGCAGAUAUAGAAACCAUCGAUACUACAAAUAAUGCUAACUCAAUCUAUAAUAAUAGUUAUAUAUUAUUUAUUGUAUUAAUAUUAAUAAACUUUAUAUUAUUUUACUAAUUAGUAAAUGUAAAUAAAUAUUUUUCUUAAAAAUAAUAAAAAAAAAUAAAAAAAAAGUAAAAAAAAAAUAAAAAAAUAAAAACACUUUUAAUUAUAAUAU